This is a messenger RNA of Aegilops tauschii subsp. strangulata, 650 nucleotides long. Its product is annotated as protein TIFY 11e. The record is from RefSeq and is a predicted model, not a curated record. Gene Ontology annotation, cellular component: nucleus. Gene Ontology annotation, biological process: regulation of jasmonic acid mediated signaling pathway; response to wounding; regulation of defense response. NCBI's taxonomy places the organism in Eukaryota, Viridiplantae, Streptophyta, Magnoliopsida, Poales, Poaceae.
UCUGCAACCAACAGCCGAUCAACUAGCAGAGGCACUGCGAGCUCGCCAGGCUUCCAGAGCGUACAAGGCGACCGAUCGAUCGAUCGACCGACCGGCAAGCAAUGGCGGCGACAGGGAGCCCUAAGGGCCUACGGUUCGCUGCAGCGUGCGGCGUUCUCAGCCGCUGCAUCAAGGCGGCGGAGACGCGGCCGGCGGCCACGGUGGUCCUCCCCCUCAUGCCUGGAGCGGAAGUGCCCGCGCAAGACGACCACGAGGCGGGUCCUGCGCCGGCGAACGCGCAGAUGACCAUCUUCUACGGCGGGCAGGUGCUGGUGCUGGACGAGGUCCCGGCUGACAGGGCGGCCGAGCUGCUCCGCGUCGCUGGUGUCUCAGGCACAGCGCGAGGGAACUGCGAGGCGGCGAAUGGCGACCUGCCCAUGGCGAGGAAGGCGUCGCUGCAGCGGUUCAUGGCGAAGCGCAAGGGAAGGCUCGCCGCGCGCGCCGUCCCCUACAGCCGGCCCGACGGCGACGCGUCCUCCUGUAACCGUCUGUCACUUAGGCUCUGAUUCGUGUUCAAGCGUAGAGGCUCACCAAGUGUACAUGCUUAGCUGUUUUAUUGGAUCUCGCCAAUAAACUGUAUAUUGCAAAUACAUAUGAUCAUUGGCAUUAAA